Messenger RNA from Tetranychus urticae (two-spotted spider mite), 2138 nucleotides. RefSeq lists its product as uncharacterized. NCBI's taxonomy places the organism in Eukaryota, Metazoa, Arthropoda, Arachnida, Trombidiformes, Tetranychidae. The record is from RefSeq and is a predicted model, not a curated record.
CAUUGGAUAGACGAAACACAUCUUACACCAGAAUAGUUACUCCAUCAUUAAAGGUUGAGAUAGUUCAACACUUCUCAACAUUAACUUUUAUUUUUUCAUUUUUUCCUUCUUAGUUUAAAACCAUUUUAGUUUCAAUGUUAACACAUUUUAUAAUUAACUUUAAAAUCGGAUCAAUGUUUAAUUGUAACAAAAUCAACAAUUUCAAUGUUUCAAAGUUUUCCAUUUUGUCUCUGUUAAGUGUAAUUGUUAAGUUUAACUGUUAAGUGUUGGUUCAAAUGUAUUUUGGUUUAAACCCAUAACUCAAUUGAAACCCAAUUGUUCAAGCGUUGUGAACGUUCAACAAAGUGAUCUAACAAAGUGAAAUUAAUUGUAACAAUUAACAAAUAAUGGCUUCUUCUUCUGGAAAUUGUGUCAACUUCUCAACUAUACCUUUACAAAAUUCAAUUGAGCAUAAGGAUCAGAUUGAAGCCUUAGAAUGUUUGGAAAAAUUGUUGGAUAAACUGGACGAAACUCAAAUAGUUAAUGAAGUGUUACCUGUUCUUGGUGAAAUUAGACCAACUGAUCCUGCCGUGGUUAUGCCUAUUGCUAGAAUGUAUAUGCGCCUGUUAACUGAUAAAAAGUUUGGGAUCGAGGAAAACAUUUUGGCCACCAAAAUAAUGCCUGCAAUGCUUCCUGUCGUUGUCAAUCCUAACCUUGCUAUUGACGAGUUCAAUUUUCUAUCUGAUCUUCUUCAAAAAAUGUUGAAUCAAAUAACAAAAAGUCAGAGAGACAAAAUAUUGCCUGAAAAUUUAGCCUCACAAUUAAGCCCAUCAACUGAAAAGGUUCCAAUUGAGAUUAAUUUUAAUCAACCAACUAAUCCACUUUAUCCUCAACGUCCACCAACAUUAAAAAUAGAAUCUCGGCGUCAAUCGGGCGAUGAAGUAUCUGUAUCUGAUCCUUCUUCUCCUGAGAACAGCAAUCUUUUGGGUUUACCUGGAAGUAAUUUAAAAACCCGUCGUCAUUCAGAUAAUGCUAUAAACAUUCCUCGAAUUGAAAUCGCUCUUUCCUCACCGACUGUUGAUAAUCGAAGUAUGUCGCGAGUCAAUUCAACCUCCAACUUAACCAACCGCCGUCACUCAAGCAUCAAUCCAACUGAGAUAUCCAAUCUUAACCAACGUCGCCAUUCAUCAAUUAAUUUACAAGAUUUACAGCAAUUCCAUAGGAGACGACAUUCAGCAAUUAAUCCUCAUGAUAUCAAAAGGGUUGCCAAUAAAAUUUCAAGAGCAGCUGAUGACAUGCUUUGUUCAGCAGUUGAUUCACUUGAAUCUAAAACGUCACAAUUAAAGAUAGACUUUAAUCCGGUUCCAAUGAUAUCACCAACCAAAGGUCGUCGUUCUUCUGUGGCAGCUUUAUUUGGUUCAACUCCUUCCCCCAGUUUGUUUGGCCAUUCGCCUAAUAAAACGUCAAAUAAACUACUUACCAAAGUGGGUCUUAAAAAAGCUAAAACACCCACAAAAUCGGAGAAACUGUUAAACUCAUUAGGAACUGGAAUGCAACAUUUUCUUGGCAAAUAGGAAAUUUGUUUUUUUGAGUCCAACAAAUAUUGGACAAAUCAUCUGGAAUCAUCCAUAUCAAAAAGACGGAAGAAGCUCAACCUGAGGGAAAACUUGAAACAUAUCAAUUGAUUGGACCUGCAAAAAUUGGGAUAAAACAAAAGGCUUGACAUGGUCUAUUUUGUUGUUUAUUAAAGAGAAUCACCUUAAAAUGGCCAUGACUGCUUUUACUGGAUCACCAAAGGUGGAUAAAUGAAAGCAAAAGUUAUUAUAAUUAUGCACAUUUGAUAAAAAACGGAACAAACCUGAAUUGAGAUAUUAAUAUGAUAUAUUAUAAUAUUAUAAAUUUAUAAAUAGGUGUACAAAAUAUAUAAAUAUGUAAGAAUACAUGUAAAAGUGAAAAGGCAAAAACAAGUUACAAGAAACAAGCAUAAUUCAAGUUUUACCAAUAAUAACAAUUUACCUAAUUAUUUCAUUGUUAUUAUUGCUAUUAUCAUUACAAAAUUAAAUAGUAAACUCAAUUCUCUUUUAUCUGAAAACAAUUCAAUUGAGAAGGAGAAACAAAAUAUCAAUUUUAUUAAAAAAAAAAUGCUAUUGUUUAUUCAA